AUGGGACGAUGUCAAAGCACGCCAGGACUCGUGGAGUCACGAGGUCGUAUACCAUUGGAGGAGAUGUGGGUUUCACCGGUGGACACAAAGUCCACUCACGCGUACUCGGCUGGCCACUCGUUGUUCUCCCCCAGCCCGAGUCCCGUGACGUCGCGCGGUUUGCCUAGCACCGGGAACAAUGUCAACGCGAACAACGUUGCGAGGAGCAUGGAUAGUCCGAUGAGUGCCACCAGCAGCGGCCACAGCAGCGAGGAUCAAACCGCCAGGGCACCACAAUCCGCGGCCGCACAGCCCUCCGCCGGCAGACAAUCCACCCACUCUGGCAAGUAUUUCAUCUUGAAACGCCACCGGCUGGAAAUAUACGUCCUCCUUCUGAAUCCUUCGACCCCGAUUCUCUUUCUUAACUCUCUCUCUCUCUCUCUCUCUCUAUUUCGGACCGUCAGAUUGAACGCAUUUUUCCUUCGUGAUUUAAUGGACGUUAAAUCACCAAGGAAUCCUCCUCUUCCGUUGGAAUUGAAGCUUUCCAUGCUUGAUGCGCGGUAUUCGCUGAUUUAUUGGUUCAGCAUGACUCAAUUAGUCGAAGGUGCCACGCCACUUUUAGGCACUAAUGAAGCCUUACUGGCCGAAAUUAAACGUCUUCGCGAACGUUUAAUUUGUUUGGAGUCUGAAAACGCGGCAAUGAGCGCGAAACUAAAUCAAAAACAGUGGGAAGUGGAGAAUCGAUUGGCUGAAAUUGAGAUGCAGAUUUGCGGUGCUAGCUCGUCAUCCAGCUUGGAAGAUAACAAUGAAAGAAAUCGAGAAACAGAUGACAAAGAAGAACCUGAAGGAGCUAGAAUCUCUGGUAGAUCCAGCGACACAAAAUCAAUUGGUAGCCUCAGUCAACAUUUCUUUGAAAGUGACGAGGAUGAGAGAUAUUACGGCACUUGUAAUGGUUAUGCUUCCCAGCCUGGCAGCAAGUCAAAUCUAUUGUUAUGCAGUGAGUGUGAUCAGAAAACUCGUACUUGCACGUACAGACCACAAACCCCUGGCUCCUAUUCUAGUAGAUAUGUUGAGGAACGUUUUGAUGAUCGACUUCAGGAACCAGGAACAUCUCGCACAUAUAAAAGUCCAGUUCAUAUAUCCUCCCCUCGGUCGCUAUAUCAUGAUCAAGAAUAUAGUGGUCAAUCUUCUUCACCUAGGUCGUUCUAUCGUGAUCAAGACUAUCAAAGAAGUUGGUCCAAAAAAUAUGAACAGGAACACGACGGAAGAGACUAUGAAGAUAGAGACUUAAAGCAGGACGAUGACAGUCCUGUCUGUGAAAUCUGUCACGGAAAUGGUCAAAUCGUUCAAUGUGAACAUUGUGAUUUCUCUAGCGAAGGUGAUUUAAUAUGCUUCAGAUGCCAGAGUGACGAAGGUUCAUCCAAUGGUCAGAAUUGUCCUCGUUGUGAAAAAGAUGAGAGAAUAUUAUCCAGUAGAGUAGGAUCACAAAGGGGAACAACAUCAUCCGGUGACGAAGGGAAAUACCCAGUAGAUGCUGUAGUAAAAAUUCAAGUUAAUGACCAUAUGAUUGAUGUAGACUCGGAUGAGACACCUGACAGUGACUUAUCAAGUAGUCAUCACCAUCAAAGGAGUACAAUGGAACGUCUAGAUACUAUUGUUGAGGCAAAGGGAGACACUGCCAGUGAAAAUGACGAGGAAAACGGGGGUACAAAAUUAAAUGGAACUAACAGCGCAAGAUAUCUCAAUUAUAUGAUCGUAUUGUUU
Molecule: messenger RNA, 1743 nt
Organism: Heterotrigona itama
Lineage: Eukaryota; Metazoa; Arthropoda; Insecta; Hymenoptera; Apidae
Source: the annotation of a GenBank genome assembly